Molecule: messenger RNA, 981 nt
Organism: Sclerotinia borealis F-4128
Lineage: Eukaryota; Fungi; Ascomycota; Leotiomycetes; Helotiales; Sclerotiniaceae
Source: the annotation of a GenBank genome assembly
AUGGCCAAUCAAGAGUUCUACGGCGGUGGAAAUUCUAACCCCUAUCCACCUCAUCAACCAUAUGGUGCACCUCCUCAACAAUAUCCUCAACAACCCCAAUACGGUCAAGAAAAUACUGGCUACCCUCCCGCCCCAGACUACGGUCAAAAUGCCCCUUACCCUCCUCAAAACCUCCAACCACCAUAUGGCGCACCCGGUCCCUCACCCGCACACUCACCAUCUCCGUAUGGAGCCCCUCCACCUCAGCAAUCUCCCUAUGGCAAUAACCCCUACCCACCUCCCAGCGACCCAUACGGAAACCCCCAAGCAAACUAUUCCGACCCACGCGGGUAUUCCCCCGCCCCAACUCCCUACGGCGCACCCGCCCCCUACGGCACUCCCACCCCCGGUCUCGCACCCACUUACACCGAACCAGGCGCCAACUUGCCCCCUCCUCAACUCGACGCUAACGGUCAACCCAUCGAAGGAGGCGACCGAGGACUCGUCAGCAUGGGUCUUGGAGCUGCUGGUGGCUGGGGUGUCGCAUCGCAAACUGGACGGGGAACGAUGGGAAAAAUCUUAUAUGCGGCUGGCGGAAUGAUUGCCGGACAAUUUUUAGGGAAUAAGGUUAAGAAGUAUAGGAAGGAUCAUAAUGAUCGGGAUGUGGAAUAUUAUGAGGAUGAGCAGACGGGGAGGGAAGUGAGUCCGCCGAGGGAAGGGGAGGGGUUACGUCCGGAGCAUGCGCAUGCGCAGGGGGGAGGGGGAGGGGGUGGGUAUGGGAGUAGGGAUGGAGGUGGAGGAUAUGGAGGCAGAGAUGAGAAAUAUAGUGGGCAUGGGGGGUAUGAGGAGGAGAGACAUGGUAGACAUGGUCAUGGGCAUGAGCAUGGGCAUGAACAUGAACAUGGUCAUCAUGGUCAUGGUCAUGAACAUAGGAGUCGUUCGAGACAUUCUAGUCAUUCGCAUCAUUCGCAUGGAAGACGUCAUGAUGAUGAUAGGUAUUAG